This is a messenger RNA of Telopea speciosissima, 1247 nucleotides long. RefSeq names its product probable F-box protein At2g36090. The record is from RefSeq and is a predicted model, not a curated record. NCBI's taxonomy places the organism in Eukaryota, Viridiplantae, Streptophyta, Magnoliopsida, Proteales, Proteaceae. The transcript has a single exon. The coding region runs from base 72 to 1193 and encodes 373 amino acids. Gene Ontology annotation, molecular function: protein binding.
UUUUCAUUGUAAAAAAUUUACUUCUUUUGCUUUCAAUGAUUUGAUUCUCAGAUGAUCAGAGUAGCACAAGGAUGUCAAUUGUCCAUGUUGGAAGUAUGGCAUCACUGAGCAGUGAUCUUUUUUAUGACAUAUUGAGACGUCUUGAUGGUGCAACUUUGGCUAAUGCAGCAUGUUCUUGUGCUACUUUCUGCUCCAUUUCAAGAGAAGAGAGUUUAUGGGAAAAUGUAUGUCAUUCUUUAUGGCCCUCGACUAAUAGGGAAGAUGUGAAGAGUUUGAUCUCAUCAGUUGGUGGAUUCAGAAAAUUCUAUGCAGACUGUUAUCCACUCAUUGUGAACAAGGAUGUUCCUGUGGUAGAGUGCGAUUCCUAUUCUGAAUACCCUGAAGAAUGGUUAGAGGGCGAGUAUUAUGGUGACAUUGACGAACUUGAAAGUAUUUUACCCUCAGAUUUUGUCUCUAUUGUGGAUGUCAGAUAUAAAGAUGUAGUAAUGUGUUCAAAGGUUAUUUGGGGUAUUCCCGAUUCAGAUGGCUUCAAUGGUUGGUUUUACAACUGUCCUUUCCGGAUUGACCUUCUUAACUUAUCGUAUAAUGAUGGCCAACACGAGGAUGAAGUUACACUCUCAGUUGAGGAUGGUCUGCCUCCAAUUUUCUCAAUUGAGAGGGAAAGGAAAGAUGGGAAGCUUUGGAGGGAGCUCUGUGAUGGAAUCAGGCUUAGUUGGAUCAUAGUAAACAAAAAGUUAAAGCAAGCUGCUAACCUUGCAAGCUGGAGCCCUGUCGGGGGCCAAAGGCAUUGGCCAACAGACAAGGAUUUCUUGAUGCGCUUUGGGUCCAUUCUUCCAGCCAAAGACAUCCUUCCAUGUCAAGUCGUUGAAUGCAUACUUGUUAUGAAGUUUAGAGUGAUCCAUACCGAGGGAGAGGGUAGCCAGACUACUCUCAAGCUAACAGAACUAAGCAUGCAAUUGAAAGACAUGGGAGGCUCUCAUGUUAAUGGAAGGAACAGUUUGCUUGUACUUAAAGAGGCCCUCAAAUCUCGUAGGAGCAAAAAUUACAGUGAAGUUCUAGAAUCUUGUCAUCUGUAUUCAAAAGCACAGAGCGAGUUGAAGGAGGAGAAAAUGAGAAAUGAAAGCCGUUUAGACAGGCUAUGUAUCUUAAGUGGAAUUGCUGCAUUUAUCACUUUCUGGUAUUGCAUUUUAUGAAAAAGAAUAUCCUUGUGCCAUCUUGUUUAAUGAACUUUUGUUUAGAGUGGUGAU